AUGGAAACGCUGGCAGAAACCAGCCUGCCGGCAGGGCUACGGCGUCCGGAUCCUUCCUCGCUAAUACCCACCUCACCGGAAGGCGAACAAUCGCCACAGAACAGCAACCCCGGUUCCGUGCUGGCCAACAUCAUCGGCACGAGUCUGGGAUCGGGCAACGCAGCACACAGCAACCUGCUCGAGGAUCACUCGCAAUCUUCGCAGGAAGACAGCGGUAGUGUAGUCAGUCCGGUCCAACAUCCGGAACCGGAGGAAACGAUCGAAAACAUCGAGAAAGAGUUGAGCGAAUCAUGCAUCGAUACGGACUCCCAACCGACAACGGAAGCUCACGGGAACCGAGCUGGAUUGGCCAGUUCUCCGUUGAGUGGCAAACCCGGUGUGUCCUUCUCUUCGACUUCCGUUGUGCCCUCGAUGUCCUCGGACGGUGCAGGGAGAAGUGGAACGGUGCCGAAAUCGCAAGACUCCUCCAGCGUGACUUCUCCGAUCGGAACGACUCCUGUGGCUCCGUUGACGAACGGUGGUACCCUACCAAAAGUGGCCCCAAGUGGUGGAAAACCGAUUGCCAUGCGUGCACUCGAUCGCAAGAUGAGCAAAACGGCCCGGGGGCGACCGAAACGCAAAUCAAUGGUGGCCAUGUAUCAAAGUGAGAUAAGCGAAAACAAAAUCGGCAUUAAGCUGUGUAUAAAGAAAGCAUCUGAUGCAAUAGUACAACCAAAGAAACCGAUCCGCAAGCGUGCCCGUAAACCCAAGAGCCUUAACGAGGAUAGCUCGGACGAUACGUCACCGGAAAAGCGCAACCGGCGGAGUGAAAAGUCGCGGAAAACGAACAACAACACCGAGAAACGCAGCGCCGAGGAGGAGUACAAACCACCCGAGGAGCAGAGCGUCUGGGCUAGCCAGAUUCCAGAGCCCGUACUGUACAUGGUCUUCAAAAACGUCGUCCAGGACGAAGGAAGCGUGCCAGCGCUGAUGCGUCUCUCAAGGGUAUGCUCGACAUGGUACAAGAUGGCGCAAACGCCAUCGCUUUGGCGAACUGUCGAUCUCGGCACGUGGACGAAGGAUCGGUUUAAAACGGAACCAAAGCUAAAAUGGCUCAUAGAGAACCGGCUGAAGCAUGCAACCGAAGUGGGACUGGCAAACUGGAAGGUAACUAACGUGCAAUGUGUGCUGGACAAGCUGCUCGAGGCAGCACCCGGUCUGACCAGCAUAACACUCACCGGCUGGAAAGCGCUCACCUCGGAUCAUUUGCUGUUUCUAGUGCAAAAUUUUAACCGUUUGCAAAGUCUCGAUCUCAGCUCCGUUAAUGCUGAAGUUAACGCUAACAAGACAGCCGUUGGUCAGACGUCCCUGUGCAAUGCCAUAACGGAGAUGGGAAGUCGUCUGACCCAUCUCCAUCUGGCUCACAAUCGUUUGGGAGGUAUCCCGCAAAUCGUCAAGGCACUCUCGACGCACUGUCCAAACCUGUUACUGCUAGACUUGUCGAACGUAAGCACGGUUGCCAUUUCGCAUGGUAUUCUGCAUAUCGAGCAGCUUCAGCACGGCUGCCGGAAGCUGAAGGUACUCCGGAUAACGAACUCACACAUCAACCUUAGCACAGCGACAUUGCAGGAACAGAUGGAAUCACCCGGAUUUCCGGAACUUGAAGAGCUUUCCGUGGCCUCGCUCGCGGACGAAGCUCGCCUGUUUAACGACGAGUUUUUGCAGCGCAUUUUGAAAACCAGUACAAAGCUUACGCUACUAGACGUCCGUGGAUGUGCCCGCCUUACGCACGAUAGUCUUAUCCGCUUGCCGACUUGGGAUCUGAAGCACCUCUUCUUAUCGGGUUGCUCGAUCAAUCGAGACAUGGGGGCUGGCCUGGAGCUGAUUGCUUCAAAGUGGGCACACAGUUUGAUCGAGUUCGACCUGGCGUGGGCUAGCGCCACCAAACCGCUGGACGACGCGUUGAAAGCUCUCGCCGACAAGGGCGCGGAAUCGCCAUUGAAGUACCUCAACCUUUGCGGAUCAUCAGUUUCAUUGGAGGCAGUCAAAGAAGUCCUGGCAAACUGUCCGCACAUGAACGCCAUUAAUCUCGCAUCAUGUCGGGGAUUACCGCGGGGCGUUAAGCGGUUACUGCAGGGUGCACAGGAAAUUGCGGAACUACGAGAGAAUCUUGGCGUGACGCUGAAGCGUCUCCCAUCUCAGCAAACCUCCUCUCCAAGGAACACCUAA
This is a messenger RNA of Anopheles nili, 2208 nucleotides long. RefSeq names its product F-box/LRR-repeat protein 6 (gene Fbl6). Lineage: Eukaryota; Metazoa; Arthropoda; Insecta; Diptera; Culicidae. The record is from RefSeq and is a predicted model, not a curated record. Gene Ontology annotation, biological process: SCF-dependent proteasomal ubiquitin-dependent protein catabolic process. Gene Ontology annotation, cellular component: SCF ubiquitin ligase complex. The transcript is spliced from 9 exons. The coding region runs from base 1 to 2208 and encodes 735 amino acids. Gene Ontology annotation, molecular function: protein binding.